UAUUACUCAACAAUAUAUUUAGUUCGCUGUGUGAGAGUUUAUCUGCUGCUGCUGAGGAAAUCCUGCCAGCUUAACAAACGAAAUAUGAGGAGGAGGUCAGCCGUGAGCCCAGACUGCUGCAGAACAACCGGAAACCCGAGAUAAAGUCACACAAAGCAGACAUCCCACAGCAACAUGAAGUCUAAGGACAAAGAAGUUUGUGAUGAUCAGCAGGUCUGUAACCAGGAGAGGAGCUCCAGUGUGGACCAGGAGAAUCCUGAUCUUCCACCGAUUAAAGAGGAACAGGAGGAACUCUGCAUCGCUCAGGCAGGAGAGCAGCUUGUAGUGAAACAGGAGGCCGAUGGCAUCAUUUUCUGGACCGGGGAAGAGCGCCUCAGGCUGCUGGAUGUCAUCUGGAGUCCUGAAAGAAAUUUAUUACACAGAUCAGACCUCCCACAACAACACGACUGUAAGGAAGAAGAGGGUCUGCAUGACCAUCAGGUGUGUAACCAGGAGAGGUAUUCCAGCCUGGGCCAGGAGCACCCAGAGCCGCAACACAUUAAAGAGGAACCGGAGGAAUUGUGCAUCAGUCAGGAGGGAGAGCAGUUUGCACUGAAGCAGGAGAGUGAUACCUUUAUGGUGACUCAGACUUAUGAGCAGUGUAGGCCAGAACCAAAGCGUGAGCAGUUUCUCUCUCAUAACUUACCUGAACCACAGAGGCGAGAUGUGGAAGAAGGCAGGCAUGUGGAUUUGGGAUCAACUAGAAGAGCAGAGCCGAUAAAGAGGAAACCUCGCGGUGAGGGAGCAGAUGAGUCUCCCGGCUCAGAGGGCCAGUAUACAACAAACACAUUCAAAAAGUGUUUAAAAUGUGAAACUUGUGGAAAAGUCUUUCAUUUUAAAUCUGGACUAAAUGAACACCAGAGAGUUCACACAGGUGAGAAGCCUUAUUGUUGUAGUGUCUGUGGAAACAAAUUUAGUUUCUCAUCUGCAUUCAAAGUUCACAUGAGAAUUCACACUGGUGAGAAACCGUAUUCUUGCAGUACUUGUGGGAAAUGUUUUAGAGAUUUAAAAUCAUUCAAAACUCACACUAGAAUUCACACAGGUGAAAAGCCAUAUUCUUGUAGCAUCUGUGGAAAAACAUUCAGGGACUUAUCAGGAUUCCGAAAACACACACGAAUUCACACAGGUGAGAAGCCAUAUGUUUGCACCAUAUGUGAGAGAAGCUUCAGUCAAAUGAUACACUUGAAAACUCACAUGAAAAUUCACACAGGUGAGAAGCCAUUAUCGUCUGGCCCCCGUGGCAAAAGAUAUAGAUACUCAUUUGGAUUGAAAGCACAGAUGAGAAUUCACACGGGCGAGAAGUCACAUUUUUGUAGCACAUGUGGGAAAACAUUCAAGCAGAAAACGCAGUUAAAAAGACACAUGAGAAAUCAUACUGGUUGAAAAUGUCAUCCUUUAGAUUUUUAGCACUGUGUUCAUAGCACAGCCUGAGACGCCAAAUCAGUGCAACACCUGUGAGGAAAAAAUGAUCUCAUAUAUUCUAAUACUGGCUUACUCUUUUAGGAAUUGUAGGGAAAGCCUUUUGUUUGUUUGUUUUUAAAUCUAGAAAUGAUAUUUUUAGCCUGUAGAGAUAAUACACAAAAAUUAAUUGUAGAAUUAUGUCCUUAAAGUUGAUUCACUAAAUAGCUUUGUUGUUUUAAAAAGGAAAAAAAGCUUAAACAAAUGUUCAUUUUUGUUUAGUUUUGUUUUUCAUAGUAAAGAUUUGAUUCUUUGAGGGUUUUUUCCAGUUUUUCUUCUGUAUUGUAUCAUUUUUAUUUAUUUAUUUUUUUAAAUGGCUAACCUGUAUUUCAUUACAAAUGGCUUGACGGCAGGAGGUGUGUAUAAUGUCUCUGGGCUGGUAAAUAAAUAUGUACGCUUAUGGAA
Molecule: messenger RNA, 1902 nt
Organism: Maylandia zebra (zebra mbuna)
Lineage: Eukaryota; Metazoa; Chordata; Actinopteri; Cichliformes; Cichlidae
Biological process (GO): regulation of transcription by RNA polymerase II
Cellular component (GO): nucleus
Molecular function (GO): DNA-binding transcription factor activity, RNA polymerase II-specific
Source: RefSeq, a predicted model, not a curated record